This is a messenger RNA of Melanotaenia boesemani (Boeseman's rainbowfish), 5514 nucleotides long. Its product is annotated as transcription factor COE1-like. The record is from RefSeq and is a predicted model, not a curated record. The transcript has 17 exons. Bases 578 to 2377 code for a protein of 599 amino acids. Gene Ontology annotation, molecular function: RNA polymerase II cis-regulatory region sequence-specific DNA binding; DNA-binding transcription factor activity, RNA polymerase II-specific. NCBI's taxonomy places the organism in Eukaryota, Metazoa, Chordata, Actinopteri, Atheriniformes, Melanotaeniidae. Gene Ontology annotation, biological process: regulation of transcription by RNA polymerase II.
GAGAGCGCGGAGUAGCGAAAGCUCGGGAGUCAUCCGCAAGACUAAGCGCUGCUCUGGACGUCAGCAACCCCGCAAAACAUCCCGGACCACAGUACUGAGGCAAAGGAAAAGAAAAAGAGAGUGAAGAAUGAGAAAACAAGAAGAAAGAAAUUUAAGAUAAUGGUGACAUCUUAUCCGGGUGCUGUUGAUGUCUUUUUCCUUUCUCUGACAGCUCCAAGUGUGGAUCUCACAGCGCGCCAGGAGUGACUUCUAGACAUCUUUCCACUCUGGGUCCAUCUCGUUCUCCUCGUCCUUUUAACGAUUUCUAAUAAUCAUUUAAAUGUCCGGACAUUUUUUGGAUGUCAGAGUUGUGGUAAGACGUGCCCCCGUUUUAGUAUCCACUAACUCCUCAGGGCAAGAGUGAGAGGAAUAAAAAGCUCAGUGAUUGAUUUCAAACGCAGCGCACGCAUCAGUAACUAAGAGCGCACCCACGUUGCUCCGCUUGAAUUGUGAAGGAUCCACAGCAGAGCAAGUGCACAGUCAGGCGGAUAGGCGUGAAAAGACGGAAGGACAGGUCUCGAGCUUCGGAGGUUUGUUCAUGUUUGGGAUUCAGGAGAGCAUCCAGAGAAGCGGCAGCAGCCUGAAAGAGGAGCCGCUGGGAGGCAUGAACGUCCGGAGCUGGAUGCAGGGGGGCGGCGUGCUGGACGCCAACACGGCGGCCCAAAGUGGAGUGGGUCUGGCCCGGGCUCACUUUGAGAAGCAGCCGCCCUCCAAUCUGCGCAAGUCCAACUUUUUCCACUUCGUCCUGGCUCUGUACGACCGGCAAGGCCAGCCGGUGGAGAUCGAGAGGACCAACUUCGUAGACUUCAUUGAGAAAGAGAAGGAAACAAGCGGAGAGAAGACCAAUAACGGGAUUCAUUACCGGCUGCAGCUUCUUUACAGUAACGGCAUCAGAACAGAGCAGGACUUUUAUGUUCGACUCAUAGACUCUAUGACUAAACAGCCGAUUGUUUACGAAGGCCAAGACAAGAACCCAGAGAUGUGCAGAGUGCUUCUGACCCAUGAGAUCAUGUGCAGUCGAUGCUGUGACAAGAAGAGCUGUGGAAACCGUAAUGAGACACCCUCAGACCCCGUUAUCAUCGACAGAUUUUUCCUCAAGUUUUUCCUCAAGUGCAACCAGAACUGUUUAAAGAAUGCAGGAAACCCCCGAGACAUGAGGAGGUUCCAGGUUGUCGUAUCGACUACAGUGAGCGUAGAGGGACAUGUCCUAUCAGUCUCUGAUAACAUGUUUGUCCACAACAACUCCAAACAUGGUCGACGGGCCCGCAGGCUCGACCCUGUGGAGGGAACACCAUCUUACCUAGAGCACGGAGCAGCUCCCUGUAUUAAAGCCAUCAGCCCCAGUGAGGGCUGGACUACGGGGGGCGCUACAGUCAUUAUCAUAGGAGACAACUUCUUUGACGGCCUCCAAGUUAUCUUCGGCACCAUGCUGGUUUGGAGUGAGCUGAUUACGCCACACGCCAUCCGGGUACAGACGCCUCCCAGACACAUCCCUGGGGUUGUAGAGGUCACUCUCUCUUACAAGUCCAAGCAGUUCUGCAAAGGCACACCUGGAAGGUUCAUAUACACAGCAUUGAAUGAACCAACCAUCGACUACGGCUUUCAGAGGCUUCAGAAGGUCAUCCCUCGGCAUCCUGGGGAUCCAGAGAGGCUGCCAAAGGAAGUUAUUCUGAAGAGAGCAGCAGACCUAGUGGAAGCCCUCUAUGGACUGCCUCAUAAUAAUCAGGAGAUCAUCCUGAAACGUGCAGCAGAUAUCGCAGAAGCUCUCUACAGUGUUCCAAGAGGACACAGCCAGCUCUCUGGCUCAACUCACACCGGCAUGAUGGGAGUCAAUUCCUUUACUGGGCAGCUGUCCGUCAACGUCUCUGAGCCUUCCCAAGCCAAUCAGGGGUUUGUGCGCAGCAGCAGUAGUGUAUCACCUCAUGGUUACGUGCCCAGCACGACACCUCAGCAGACCAGUUACACCUCAGUGACAAGCACCAUGAAUGGCUAUACAAACAACACUGGCAUGACCAACCUCGGAGGCUCACCCACUUUCCUCAAUGGCUCUGCAGCCAACUCGCCUUAUGCUAUUGUUCCAUCCAGUCCCACUAUGGCCUCUUCAACAUCUCUACCCUCCAACUGCUCUUCCUCUUCUGGUGUCUUUUCCUUCUCCCCGGCCAACAUGGUGUCAGCGGCUGUUAAGCAGAAGUCUGCCUUUGCACCAGUUGUCAGGCCCUCAUCCUCCCCUCCGCCCUCCUGCACCAGUGCCAACGGCAAUGGACUCCAAGAUCAAACAUUUGUGGACUCUAGCAAGUACUCAACAGCCAGCUCUCUACAAGGCCUGGCCUUCACCUGAACAAUCCCAGGAAUGAUCGUCCCAUCCAUGUAAAGGUGUGAGUGCAUGAUUUUGUGUGUGUGUGUGUGUGAGAGAGAGAGAGAGAGAGAGAGAGAGAUGAACCAAGCACACUCUUGCCUAUCCUGUUGGAGGAUUUGUGCAACUCAGACUCCGGUCGGGGAUAGAAGCAGUCAUCCUGAUCUGAAGGAACAAACUCAACUCAGGCCCUUUCUAACACAAAACAACUUCAAGUAAAACACAAGAAGAACAAAAAAGACUGUUUGCAAGAAAAUAAGUUGUUAAGACUUUGUACACCAUAAUGCUUUUAUAGGAGAACGGCCACACCUACAUCAUGACUCUCCAUGGACACAAAAAGUAUGUUUAUUUUGGAGAGAAUUCACUUCCUCCCUUGAGUGAUCAAAUUCUUUUUAGUUGUUUUUUUUUCUUUCUUUCUUGCUUUCUUUUUUUUUUGUGCAAAAGUUAACGUGUGAUAAGCAUCUUUUAACUGUAACCCUCAUGAUGGGUUGUCUAUUUAUAAAGUUUUGUCUUUAAUGAAGGAAUAUAAUGUGAAGAAGACCUGGUGAGUCAAAAAGAUGAUUCGCAGGGUCAGGUCCAGCCAACACAGACAAGCCAAACCAAACACACACUUUCACCUCUCUUUGCCAAAUGCACACCCUCAUCACUCUUUCUUCAACAGCUCUCAGACUGCGAAUCCUCCUCUGCUUUUAAUCAUUCAGCUGAAGGAGUCAGGUGCUUCCCGCCUGCACCUGAUGCUGCAGUUUUAUCCAUUCAUAACUUCCCUCUGUUUAUUUUGAGCUUGCUGCUGUACUUUUUAGAACACGUGAAUGAAUCUUUUCACUUGAUACAAGUUGCUGAGAGAAAAUAAAGUCCCAGAAUUAGGCUUCUUCCAUUGCUAAUUCAAGUUAGACUGUAAGAGGAUAACUAAGUGAAAAAAAAUGCCAUAGAAGAAUGCAGCUUCAUUUAUCAGGAGAGUGUGAUUACUGGAUGCAAACAGCAGCACUAUUUGACCCAAAAACAGUUUCUUUCGCUGCAUCAGGUUUAAAGUCGGCUACAGCCACAUUUGUAAGAGUGUAAACAUGUCUUAAAGGACUGCUGCCAUUUUUUGCGUGUGUUUGCAUUAGUGUGUAGAAGAAUUUUUUAAAUGUCUCAACAGAUAUAUUCUUUUUUAUGUUUGUGGUGUUAAUAAUAUUUUACUGUGAUAAGCUGGCCAAUUAGAUCAUAAUUCUUCUUGUGCCUGUCCUCUGAUCGGGGUUGAUUGGUAACAUGAGCAGGAAAACUAACUGAUGGUAUGUCUUACAAACUGUGUUGCAAAAAAAUGCCAAAUAACUUUGAGUGAUGUAGAGCACUUAUCCCUGCUGUCAGGUCCAAAACACAAAAAUGUUUACAUUCAAAAUAGCUAAAUUAAGUCCCAGAACUCAGAAUUUUACUUGAAGACUGUUGUGGGACUAAUGUGAGUCAUUUUUCUUGGAGUAAAUUUUUGACUUAAGGCUUGUUUUCACUUUCACUUUCCAAUUACCUUAAAAAUAUGCAAAUUAACAAAUAUAAAUAAAGAAAACAUUGACACAACUAAUGUACAUGACAGCCAUUUGUCAAAGAUAUACAAUAAAUUUACAUUUUUAAUGAAGAAAAAAUAUUGAACCUUAAACUAAAACCAAAUUUCUUUCAUACCCAAAUCAGAAAUGUUCAUCUUAAUGGAUUUGCUGCUCUGAUGUUUUCAUUUAUUUUGAAUGAUUUUUUUUUUUUUCUGGUUCAAGAAACAGAUGUAUAAUGUUCGGUGAUUUGUAAGUAAACAAGGCAUUUUUGCAGCACAGGACAUUUGGCUUUGACAUGUCUUUUUAAAAAAGGGGGAAAAAUACUGCCUAAAUUGUGACAGUCUAUUGUAAAAGUCUUUCAGCCCAGCAGUGUGUGUUGCUCAAGAGUCUUAACUGAAUAAUGAUGAUGCUAAUUUUGCCAAAUCCAGGAUUUGGGACACUUAAUGCUUCAAGAGUUCUAUACCGCUGUGGUCUUUUACAUAACUUUGCUUGUCAUAUACUCAGAAAUAGCAUGGUUGCCAUUUCAUGCAUCUGCCACACUUAUAUAAAACAUCCUUUUCAGAUCUGCAGCAGGAUGAGCUCACAAAGUCAGCAGUCAAUGAAUGAAAUUGCAUUUAUGGAAUAAACAGGUAUUUUUAAUGACAGAAACUGGUAACAAGCGGAGGAUCUGUCUCAUUUAUGCAGAAAUCAAAAACUGGGAUAAAAGAAAAUUGACAUUUUCAGUACUUUGGAAAACAUAUUUUAAUAGUUGAAAAAGAAACUGUUUAAGGAAACAAAAUGAAAACCCAGAAAACUUGUCACAUGUUAAGAUUUGAAUGUUAUCAAGAUAUCUUUUGUGUUUUCUUUUUUUAAAUGUAUAGUGUCUGUUAAAAGCCACACUCCCAUUGUUAACUCCAAUCAAACUAAAACAAGCCAUGACUUUUUUUUUUUUAAACCAAGGAGGUGUGAGAAUAUUUUUCAUUUUUUUCAUGGUGUAUCAUACUUGUUCAAUUUAGCACCAUUUUGUUGCAUUAUUUAGAUGUAGGAUUUCUAAAUAUGUCAUUAUGAUCAUGUGUGUUUGUCUUCCAUGUAAUGGACUUUAGGAUGGAACAAAAUUGCUCAAUGAAGGCUAAAAGAGAUGAAGAAAACAUUUCCCUCCUUUUGCUCCCCUUCUCUUUUCCUAAAAAAAAUUGAGUCACCUGUUUAUUCUAUCUCAAUCAUGGGCAUAGAGACCACUCAUCUGUUUGCGUGAGAGUGCCUGUGAGCGCGGUUGUGUUAUUCAUUAUUUUUCCCUCUGACAAAAGGUGGUGUUGGAAGUUGAAGGAUGUUUUUUUUUCAUAUAUGAAUACUUGUACAGGAAAGAGUAAAUAGUAAGUUUUGCUUAAGGAAAGAAGAUCCAGAGCACUUGUCUAACAGUAAAUUCAUUUAUCAUGGCUUGUCUGCGUUCAGGCUUACAGUGGUGAGCAUGGUUCACACAUUCACAUUAACAGCAGUGUGAAGAAGAGGACAGAGGAAACUACUGUAAGGAUGAUGAUGUUGAUUUUGUAUUAUUUUGAACUUUGAAUUGUAAGAUAACUUUUUUGACUCUCACUAUAUUUAAUUAAAGUUCUUUCAUCUCUGUGAAAA